Drosophila ficusphila is the source of this 12900-nucleotide messenger RNA. RefSeq names its product neural-cadherin (gene CadN). The transcript has 23 exons. NCBI's taxonomy places the organism in Eukaryota, Metazoa, Arthropoda, Insecta, Diptera, Drosophilidae. Gene Ontology annotation, cellular component: cell-cell junction; plasma membrane; catenin complex. Gene Ontology annotation, biological process: homophilic cell-cell adhesion. Gene Ontology annotation, molecular function: cadherin binding; calcium ion binding. The coding region runs from base 788 to 10090 and encodes 3100 amino acids. The record is from RefSeq and is a predicted model, not a curated record.
CUCUGGGCUCAUUGUGUCGAUUGAGUUGCUCGUGGAAGGACGACAACGACGGCGGUGUCUCCAGACUUUUAGUUUCGGUUCGGUCCGCGCCAAAGGAUAUACAGAGACACACACCGAUAUAUUUGAACCGCCCACCACCCCUCGAAUACAUAGGCGCAGUGAAAAAUUCUGUACGUUCGCUGUGUCCGUGUGCGUGUCUCGCGUCGCGUGUUUCAAUGCGUGUAUGUGAAAUGGGCACAACGAAAAUAAUUUAAAUAAAUUCGGUAGAGUCCAUAGAGAAAGUUUAUACAAAAUUCUUUACUCCCCAAAUAGCUGGAUAUAAGAAAUAAAUUUAACAAAUAUAACGCAUUCCACUUAAGGAAAAAUAUAUUAAAUAUAUUCAUGUGUGUGUGCUAGUGUUCAAUGUGCAAAAGUGUUGAUGGAAACUUAAACCAAAUAAAACGUAGAGCUAACCGGGUUUAAGGCUCAAAACAGAUUAUUGUAGUAAAAACACAAGCAAGCACUCGAUAAAAAUCAAUAACUGGGAUUAGCAGCUUAAGUUUAUAACAAAAGCAACGGAAAAGGAAAUAGGGGAAAACUCCAAAAACUUAAAUUGGCGCCACCCGCAGCAAAACAACGAAAAUGUAUUGAUCAGCAGGGGAAAAAGUAGCCAGGACAAAAGGAAUUUACCCAUGAAUAAGUCAAGUGUUAAGUGUAAAAUCCACAAUUGAAAAGGGAGUGAAUAGAGAGGAAAGGUCACCGGGAAAAAGUGUUGAUAGCAAACAGGAUCGAAAAGUGCCGCGGCAAAAUGGCGGCACGACGUUGCCUGAAUCAGCUCAGGCAACGUUAUAUAACCACAAAACUGAAUCUCUACACCUGCGCGAUACUUUUGAUAUGCCUCCCGUUCAUUUUGGCCAUAGAGGAGACCACAUUCGCUGGUUUGUCGGCGGAGAAUGCGGCUCGCAUGUUGGCUGGCAGUCCUGGCGAUGUGGAAAAAUCGCCAUCGCAUCACAGUGAAAUGUCCUUGGUCCUGCCACACGAUACCUAUCCCGGGUUCAGCAUCAAGAAGUUCAAAACCCAUCCUCUCAAGAUAAAUGGCAGCUCGCAUUCCGGCGCAGCUGCCUACCACAUGUUGGAUAGCGACUACUCCAAGUACUUCACGGUACUUGAAGACGGUGUGGUGAUGACCACGGCGGACAUUUCUCCGCUGGUAAAUCGUCCAGUUCAACUGGUGGUGGUUGAACAAACGCCCAAUGUCACCAACACCCACAAUCUUCAGUUGUUCGUGAUGCACCGCAACGAUAUGCUGAGGUUCUCGGGUUCACUACUUGAUGCCAGUGGUGAAGUAAGGGAAAACCAGCCAGCGGGAACCAGAGUGAGAGGAGUUCCCCUAAUGCAGGCCUUCAGUGGAUCCAUCCUGGAAGAGGAGCUCGCCACGCCCAAGAAGGUCAGGUACACCAUCAUCGAUGGCAACGUUGAUGAUGCCUUUGCCCUCCAGGAACGCAAGGCCAAUAAGAACAUUCAAAUAAGUGCCAAGUCAUUGGUAAUUAAUGGUGAUGAUGAGUCCGGUGUUUGGCUGGUCACCAAUCGUCCUUUGGAUCGCGAGGAACGAGCUCACUAUGAUCUCUCCGUGGAAGCCUCCGAUGUGGAUGGUUUGGACAAGACAGUUUCCAAAAUCCAGAUCACCGUUCUCGAUGAAAACGACAACAGACCGAUUUUCAAGUCCCUGGAUUACAAAUUCGCCAUCGCUGGUCAGAAGUCUGCGAAUAUCGAGAGCAAUAGUAGUGUUACCUAUCAGCGAUUUGCGAUCAUGGGAAAAGUGGAGGCCACCGAUGCUGAUGGGGAUAAAAUCGCCUAUCGCUUGAAGUCCCCCAGCAAUGUUGUGAUUAUUGUCCCCCAAACUGGGGAAAUAAUGCUGGCCGGUGAACCCACUUCGAAUGAACUUCUUAUCGAGGUGAUAGCUCAUGACUUAAGGUAUCCCAGUCUAUUGAGCGCCAAGCCGGCAAAGGUUUUAUUGGAGUUUUUAGCUGCCGAACCAGUAUCGUUUAUAAUGCAACACUUGGAACACGAUGAGGUGAACAAUCACUCACAUCACCGAGAGAAAAGAAGGGUCACACGAGCUGUUCGACCCACCAAGAGGAUUGAAUUCACCGAAGCUGACGGCGAUACUGAGGGAAAAUCGGUGUUCCAAUUGGAAAAGGAAACCGAUAAGGAGACCUUCAAGAUCCGGGAUGACAAUCCCUGGGUGACGGUGGAAACCAAUGGAGCUGUGCGCGUCAAGAAGAAGUGGGACUACGAGGAGUUGGGUCCAGAGAAGACCAUCGAUUUCUGGGUCAUCAUCACCAAUAUGGGACAUAAUGCUGGCAUCAAGUAUACGGACAACCAGCGUGUAAUAAUCCUGGUGAAGGACGUGAACGACGAGCCGCCGUACUUCAUCAACCGUCCCCUGCCCAUGCAGGCGGUGGUGCAACUGAAUGCACCGCCCAACACUCCGGUUUUCACCCUCCAAGCCAGAGAUCCCGACACGGAUCACAAUAUCCAUUACUUCAUCGUUCGCGAUCGAACUGGUGGUCGUUUUGAGGUGGACGAGCGAUCUGGAGUGGUGCGAACCAGGGGAACGGAUCUCUUCCAGCUCGACAUGGAGUACGUCCUGUACGUGAAGGCGGAGGAUCAGAACGGAAAGGUCGACGACCGCAGGUUCCAAAGCACUCCGGAGGAGCGACUGUCAAUCGUGGGAGGCAAACGAGCCCCGCAGUUCUAUAUGCCCAGCUAUGAAGCCGAGAUUCCAGAAAACCAGAAGAAGGACUCAGACAUCAUUUCGAUUAAGGCCAAGUCCUUCGCAGACCGCGAAAUCCGCUACACUUUGAAGGCCCAGGGCCAAGGAGCCGGCACCUUUAACAUCGGACCCACGUCGGGCAUUGUCAAGUUGGCCAAGGAGUUGGACUUUGAGGAUCUGCGACAGCCGCACGUGUACUCGCUGAUUGUGACAGCCACCGAGGACUCAGGAGGAUUUUCCACCUCCGUCGAUCUCACCAUUCGCGUUACUGAUGUGAAUGACAAUGCACCGAAAUUCGAGCUGCCCGAUUACCAAGCUCAUAAUGUGGAUGAAGAUAUUCCUCUUGGCACAAGCAUACUCCGUGUAAAAGCAAUGGAUUCAGAUUCCGGAUCGAACGCCGAAAUCGAAUACCUUGUAUCCGACGACCACUUCGCCGUGGAUUCAAAUGGAAUCAUCGUAAACAACAAACAACUGGAUGCGGAUAACAAUAAUGCGUACUACGAGUUCAUAGUCACUGCCAAGGACAAAGGAGAACCGCCAAAAUCGGGAGUGGCGACCGUUCGUGUUUACACCAAAAACAAGAACGACGAGGAGCCCAAGUUCUCGCAGCAAGUGUACACACCGAAUGUGGAUGAGAAUGCCGGUCCGAAUACUUUGGUUACCACUGUGGUGGCCUCCGAUAAGGAUGGAGAUAAUGUCAGGUUUGGAUUCGUGGGCGGCGGCACUUCGUCGGGUCAGUUCGUCAUCGAGGACAUAACCGGUGUGAUCCGACUGCACAAUAAGGCCAUAUCCUUGGACAGGGACAAGUACGAACUGAAUGUGACGGCCAUGGACGAUGGAUCCUGUUGCGUGAACGGCGAUCAAACCAUCCACACCUCAACCGCCGUGGUGGUGGUCUUCAUCACCGAUGUCAACGAUAAUAAGCCGGUGUUUAAGGACUGCAGCACUUACUAUCCGAAAGUGGAGGAAGGAGCUCCCAACGGAAGUCCUGUCAUCAAAGUUGUGGCCACUGAUGAGGACAAGGGUGUGAAUGGACAGGUGAAAUACUCGAUUGUUCAGCAGCCCAAUCAGAAGGGUACAAAGUUCACCGUGGACGAGGAAACCGGCGAGGUGUCCACCAACAAGGUCUUCGAUCGAGAGGGAGAUGAUGGCAAGUUUGUCUCGGUCACAGUGAAGGCCACCGAUCAGGGAGAUCCAAGUCUGGAGGGUGUCUGCUCCUUCACCGUGGAGAUCACAGAUGUCAACGAUAAUCCUCCUUUGUUCGAUCGUCAGAAAUACGUGGAAAAUGUUAAGCAGGAUGCCAGCAUUGGCACGAAUAUCCUCCGUGUCUCCGCCUCCGAUGAAGAUGCUGACAACAAUGGAGCUAUAGUUUACAGCCUGACUGCCCCCUUCAAUCCCAACGAUCUGGAAUACUUCGAAAUUCAGGCCGAAUCCGGUUGGAUUGUGCUGAAGAAACCGCUUGACGGUUGUUAUCCACGUGAUCGAUAUCGCUUGAGGGUUAGCGCCUCCGAUAAGGGCACUCCCGCCUCGGCCGCCGAUGUCGACGUUGAAUUAGAUGUCGUCGAUCGGAAUAAUAAGCCACCCAUUUGGGAUAAGAGCAUUUACGGCCCGAUUCACAUACGCGAGAAUGUCACUGUGGGUACGGUUGUAACAUCGGUUAAGGCAAGUUCGGGCAUCGAGGGCAAUCCGACAGUUUUCUACCGUCUGAUGCCCGGGUCGACGGCUCAAACGAAUAAAUUUCACACGUUCUACUUGCAACAAAGACCGGACAAUGGAGACACUUGGGCCGAUAUAAAAGUGAAUCAUCCGCUGGACUACGAGAGCAUCAAGGAAUACAAUCUUACCAUACGUGUUGAGAACAACGGGGCCCAACAAUUGGCGUCGGAAGCGACCGUUUACAUAAUGCUCGAGGAUGUUAAUGAUGAAAUACCUUUAUUCACCGAACGCGAACAGGAAACGGUGCUCGAGGGCGAACCGAUUGGCACCAAAGUGACACAAGUGAACGCCAUCGACAAGGAUGGCACAUUCCCAAAUAAUCAGGUCUACUACUACAUCGUCGAUUCACCGCGAAACGAGGGCAAAGAAUUCUUCGAAAUCAACCUGCAGAGCGGAGAGAUUUUCACGAAAACCGUAUUCGACAGGGAGAAAAAGGGCGCCUAUGCCCUCGAAGUGGAGGCUCGGGAUGGAGCUCCUUCGGCGCGACCCAACAGCAAUGGACCCAAUUCAGUCACCAAAUUCAUACGCAUCGGCAUCGCCGAUAAAAACGAUAAUCCGCCCUAUUUCGACAAAUCGCUGUACGAGGCCGAAGUGGACGAGAACGAGGACAUCCAGCACACAGUGCUCACUGUAACGGCCAAGGAUCACGACGAGUCCUCACGUAUCCGCUAUGAAAUUACAAGCGGCAACAUUGGCGGCGCUUUUGCGGUUAAAAAUAUGACGGGUGCCAUUUAUGUUGCUGGCGCUUUAGAUUACGAAACUCGACGCCGGUAUGAACUUCGUUUGGCCGCCUCCGAUAACUUAAAGGAGAACUACACUACUGUGAUUAUCCAUGUCAAGGAUGUGAAUGAUAAUCCCCCCGUUUUCGAGCGACCCACUUAUCGAACCCAGAUUACCGAAGAGGAUGAUCGUAAUUUACCCAAACGCGUUUUGCAGGUCACCGCCACAGAUGGCGACAAGGAUCGUCCCCAGAACAUCGUGUACUUCCUCACGGGCCAGGGAAUUGAUCCGGAUAAUCCAGCCAAUAGCAAAUUCGAUAUUAACCGCACCACCGGCGAAAUAUUCGUUUUAAAGCCAUUGGAUCGCGAUCAACCGAACGGUCGACCCCAGUGGCGCUUCACUGUAUUCGCGCAGGACGAAGGCGGCGAGGGACUCGUGGGCUACGCGGAUGUUCAAGUCAAUCUGAAGGACAUCAACGAUAAUGCGCCCAUUUUCCCACAGGGCGUGUACUUUGGCAAUGUGACGGAGAACGGAACCGCCGGCAUGGUUGUGAUGACCAUGACAGCCGUGGACUACGACGAUCCCAAUGAGGGUUCCAAUGCCCGCCUGGUUUACUCCAUCGAAAAGAACGUGAUUGAGGAGGAAACUGGGUCGCCAAUUUUCGAAAUCGAACCCGAUACGGGUGUGAUUAAGACCGCAGUUUGCUGUCUGGAUCGCGAGAGAACGCCGGAUUACUCGAUACAAGUCGUUGCGAUGGAUGGCGGGGGGUUAAAGGGGACGGGGACGGCCUCUAUAAGGGUUAAAGAUAUCAACGAUAUGCCGCCGCAAUUCACGAAAGACGAAUGGUUUACGGAAGUGGACGAAACGGAUGGCACGGCCCUGCCGGAAAUGCCCAUUUUAACCGUAACCGUUCACGAUGAAGACGAAACGAACAAAUUUCAGUACAAAGUUAUCGAUAACAGCGGCUAUGGAGCCGAUAAAUUCACCAUGGUGCGAAAUAACGAUGGCACUGGUUCCCUGAAAAUUGUGCAACCCUUGGACUACGAGGAUCAACUGCAGAGUAAUGGCUUCCGCUUCCGGAUUCAGGUGAACGACAAGGGCGAGGACAACGACAAUGAUAAGUACCACGUGGCCUACUCGUGGGUUGUGGUUAAACUGAGGGAUAUCAACGAUAACAAACCGCACUUCGAGCGGGCCAACGUGGAGGUGUCCGUUUUUGAGGACACCAAAGUGGGCACGGAACUCGAGAAGUUCAAGGCAACCGAUCCGGAUCAGGGUGGCAAGAGUAAGGUCUCCUAUUCCAUCGACCGUUCUUCGGAUCGUCAGCGACAGUUUGCCAUCAACCAAAAUGGCUCGGUAACCAUUCAACGUACUUUGGAUCGAGAAGUUGUUCCACGUCAUCAGGUCAAAAUCCUGGCCAUCGACGACGGCUCUCCACCAAAAACAGCCACUGCCACACUCACAGUUAUCGUUCAGGAUAUCAACGACAAUGCUCCCAAGUUCCUUAAGGAUUACAGACCAGUUUUGCCAGAGCAUGUGCCACCACGUAAGGUGGUUGAAAUCCUGGCCACCGAUGAUGACGAUCGCUCGAAGAGCAAUGGUCCUCCAUUCCAGUUCCGUUUGGAUCCCAGCGCCGAUGAUAUUAUCCGAGCUUCUUUCAAGGUGGAACAGGAUCAGAAGGGUGCCAAUGGUGAUGGCAUGGCCGUCAUUUCAUCUCUGCGAUCCUUCGACCGCGAACAGCAAAAGGAGUACAUGAUUCCUAUUGUAAUCAAGGAUCAUGGGUCGCCAGCGAUGACGGGAACAAGCACUUUAACAGUGAUCAUUGGCGAUGUGAAUGACAACAAAAUGCAGCCCGGCUCCAAGGACAUCUUCGUUUACAACUACCAAGGACAAUCGCCAGAUACGCCAAUCGGUCGAGUUUAUGUCUACGAUUUGGACGAUUGGGAUCUGCCCGACAAGAAGUUCUACUGGGAGGCCAUGGAACAUCCGCGAUUCAAGUUGGACGAGGAUUCUGGUAUGGUAACAAUGAGGGCCGGAACUCGCGAAGGAAGAUAUCAUCUCAGGUUCAAGGUGUACGAUCGGAAGCACACUCAGACCGAUAUCCCCGCCAAUGUCACAGUUACAGUGAGAGAAAUUCCUCACGAAGCAGUCAUAAAUUCGGGAUCAGUUCGACUGUCUGGAAUUUCCGAUGAAGACUUCAUUCGAGUGUGGAACUACAGGACCCAGAGCAUGAGCCGCUCGAAAAUGGAUCGUUUCAGGGAUAAACUGGCUGAUUUACUGAAUACCGAAAGGGAGAAUGUGGAUAUAUUCAGUGUUCAAUUAAAGAGGAAGCAUCCACCCCUAACUGAUGUUAGGUUCUCCGCCCAUGGCUCUCCGUACUACAAACCUGUAAGACUAAAUGGAAUUGUGCUGAUGCACCGCGAGGAAAUUGAAAAAGAUGUGGGUAUUAACAUCACAAUGGUGGGAAUCGAUGAGUGUUUCUACGAGAAUCAAAUGUGCGAGGGUAGCUGCACCAAUUCCCUGGAAAUUAGUCCUCUUCCUUAUAUGGUAAAUGCCAAUAAGACAGCUUUAGUUGGAGUUCGAGUGGACACCAUUGCUGAUUGCACUUGUGGAGCUCGUAACUUCACUAAACCGGAAUCCUGCCGAACUACUCCGUGUCACAAUGGUGGUCGUUGUGUGGACACCAGAUUUGGUCCCCAUUGCUCGUGUCCUGUGGGUUAUGCAGGUCCUCGGUGUCAGCAAACCACUCGCAGUUUCCGAGGGAACGGAUGGGCCUGGUAUCCUCCCCUCGAAAUGUGCGACGAAUCGCAUUUGAGUUUGGAGUUCAUAACCCGGAAACCCGAUGGUUUGAUUAUCUACAACGGACCUAUUGUUCCGCCGGAAAGGGAUGAAAUGGUUAUAUCAGAUUUCAUUGCCUUGGAAUUGGAGAGAGGUUAUCCCAGACUCCUUAUUGAUUUCGGUUCGGGAACUUUGGAGUUGAGAGUGAAGACCAAGAAGACUUUGGAUGAUGGUGAAUGGCACAGGAUCGAUCUGUUCUGGGAUACCGAAAGCAUUCGCAUGGUUGUUGACUUUUGCAAGUCAGCUGAGAUUGCCGAAAUGGAGGAUGGCACUCCGCCGGAGUUCGAUGACAUGUCCUGCCAGGCGAGAGGACAAAUUCCGCCAUUCAAUGAGUAUCUGAAUGUGAAUGCUCCUUUGCAAGUGGGUGGUUUGUACCGCGAACAAUUUGAUCAGAGCGUUUACUAUUGGCACUAUAUGCCCACGGCCAAGGGAUUCGAUGGUUGCAUCCGGAACUUGGUUCACAACUCAAAGCUUUAUGAUUUAGCUCAUCCGGGACUAUCGAGGAAUAGUGUGGCGGGUUGUCCGCAAACCGAGGAGGUCUGUGCCCAAACGGAGACCACGGCUCGUUGCUGGGAACAUGGAAACUGUGUUGGAUCCUUGUCUGAGGCUCGAUGCCAUUGUCGACCGGGUUGGACAGGUCCUGCCUGCAAUAUCCCCACAAUUCCCACCACCUUCAAGGCCCAAAGUUAUGUGAAAUAUGCCCUGAGUUUCGAGCCAGAUCGGUUUAGCACUCAAGUUCAGUUGAGAUUCCGCACAAGAGAGGAGUACGGUGAACUUUUCCGUGUUAGCGAUCAGCACAAUCGGGAGUACGGAAUUCUGGAGAUCAAGGAUGGUCAUCUUCAUUUCCGAUACAAUCUAAACUCCCUUCGCACCGAAGAAAGGGAUCUCUGGCUGAAUGCCAUAGUGGUUAACGAUGGCCAAUGGCACGUGGUGAAGGUGAAUCGGUAUGGAUCCGCUGCUACCCUGGAAUUGGAUGGCGGAGAAGGUCGUCGGUAUAACGAGACCUUUGAGUUUGUGGGUCAUCAGUGGUUGUUGGUGGACAAACAGGAGGGUGUCUAUGCAGGCGGAAAAGCUGAAUACACUGGCGUGAGAACUUUUGAGGUUUACGCUGAUUACCAGAAGAGCUGUCUCGAUGAUAUACGUCUUGAAGGCAAGCACCUUCCCCUUCCACCAGCGAUGAAUGGCACCCAAUGGGGUCAGGCCACGAUGGCCAGGAAUCUCGAGAAGGGUUGUCCCUCAAACAAACCCUGCUCAAAUGUGAUCUGCCCCGAUCCCUUCGAAUGCGUGGAUCUGUGGAAUGUCUACGAGUGCACUUGCGGCGAAGGACGCAUUAUGUCGCCCGAUUCCAAGGGCUGUAUGGAUCGCAACGAGUGCCUCGAUAUGCCCUGCAUGAACGGGGCCACUUGCAUUAACCUCGAGCCCCGACUUCGAUAUCGUUGCAUUUGCCCCGAUGGUUUUUGGGGCGAGAAUUGCGAAUUGGUGCAGGAGGGUCAGACCUUAAAGCUCAGCAUGGGCGCCCUGGCGGCGAUUUUAGUCUGCCUUCUGAUCAUACUGAUACUCGUCCUGGUCUUCGUCGUAUACAAUCGUCGCCGUGAGGCGCAUAUCAAAUAUCCGGGUCCCGAUGACGAUGUACGCGAGAAUAUCAUUAACUACGAUGAUGAGGGAGGCGGCGAGGAUGAUAUGACUGCCUUUGAUAUCACCCCGCUCCAGAUACCAAUUGGUGGGCCAAUGCCACCUGAGCUGGCGCCCAUGAAAAUGCCAAUUAUGUACCCCGUUAUGACCUUAAUGCCAGGUCAGGAACCCAAUGUUGGCAUGUUCAUCGAGGAGCAUAAAAAGCGCGCCGAUGGUGAUCCAAAUGCGCCACCUUUCGACGACUUGAGGAACUACGCGUACGAGGGUGGCGGCAGCACAGCUGGAUCGCUCAGCUCGUUGGCUUCAGGUACUGAUGACGAGCAGCAGGAGUACGACUACCUCGGAGCUUGGGGGCCACGCUUCGAUAAGCUGGCCAACAUGUAUGGACCCGAGGCGCCCAAUCCCCACAAUACCGAACUAGAAUUGUAAGCUGGGAGGCCGAGGAAAGCCGAGGCAUCGAGUGGGGAGAAGGGAAGAGACCGAAUCCAAGUCCGAAGCGGAUACCUAGAUGAACAAACUAAAACUGUUAGUAGAUACAAAGUUGCAUUUAAAACGAAAUGAAAACCCCACUCACGAGGGAAACUCACACACAAAGAAAGCGCAACCAAAGAAGCAUCUCAAUGCUGAAGUUGGCAAAACUCUCUACGUAAAUGGAAACUAAAAACUAGAAAACUAGAUGGGAAUGGGAACUGGAUAUGGAAAUGAAGAAAAAAUCAAACACAUAUUAAAACACGUAAAAUGACAUUUGUAAAAAUAUUUCAUCAGCAUUUAAAUUUAAACGAUUACCAUAAUGAAAUUAAGUUAUAAGGGCAACCCGAACCGAACAUUACGGUUGCACUUUUUCCAGCAUUUUUUGCGGGGCAAGUUAAGAACGAAUUAAAAAUCGAGGAAGUGAGAAUUGUAAGUUGUAGGAGAGAGCAUACCAAAGUUUAGUUUAGGAGCGCUUAUGAAUUUAUAAAUUUAAUUCUCGAACAGAUUUGUUGUGCAUAUUAUUUUAAGUUGUAAUUAUUAUUUUAGACAUUUUCUGUUUAUAAGUUUGUGACGUAUGUGAGAGUCAUUUAGCGUCAGAAUGAAAAUUCUCAACGCCUUUUAUUUAAAAAUACCUUAAGUUAAACAUUUAUAAUUUCGCAUUACUUUUUAAGGAUUACAAUUAAACAUAAUUAAAAACUUAUAUAAAGGAAUACCCAAAGACUGUUUUCGUUCCAUCAUAACAAGUAUAUACACACAUUAAAAACACGAAACAUAUAUAUAUUAACAUAUAAACAUUACGAAAUUUUUAACUGCAAAUCGAGAGGCAUUUCGCAUGUUGCCGCAUUGUGUAUCAUUCAAUUUAAAGUAAACCACAAUCGGCGAACCCGUGGCAAGUUGCCAGGAAGAAAAUACUCCUAAAAAUAUAUUCUAAAUGCAGAAAACCUAUGCUAAAAUCUCUACAUAAAGCGAAUCUAGCCGAAGAAAUGCUGGCAACGUAAAAUAAAGAAAAAAAGAAAAAAUUACCUUUAGAUGAACUUAGCGCAAUUGAUAUAAUUAAAAUGAGUAUCUAAAAAAGUAAUUAUAUAUAUAUUAAUGAUGAAAAAAUAAAAAAGUAUUUUACAUUGUAUAUAUUAUUAGUUUUAGCACGUAUACAAAGAAACACACAGACACAACCACAAUAUUAAACCAAUCGAAAUUGGUAUCAAGGCAUAAAAUCGUAUAGAGUCAUUUCAACAAAAGUGGUUGAAUGCAUUCAAAUAAAAAAUUCUCCAUAUACAUAAACCCAAAACCAACAGCAUUUAAAAACAAACUAUUUCCACUCAACAAAGCAAACGAUUUUGCAGUUUCAUUUAUAUUUUCUCGUUUGUUCGCUGAAACUUUUAUCUACAGAUCGAUAAAAGUCGCAAGUUUUUAUUAUAUUCAUUUGUUGUUGCAUAGAGACACACAUAAUAAAAUUGAUUUUGUAAGUUGAAUUCACGUUUUCGUUUUCAUUUCGACUGUCAGCCAGAAAAACAAAAUCAGAAACACAGUUAAUCGGUUACAGAUUGUAGAGAACCGUAAGUACAUAAUAUAAUAAAAAUAUAUAUAUAAAGCCUAAAUCAUAGAGUUUUCCAGGCAGCAUAUGGCCACAAACAUGAUCCUAUUGAAAAUUCUGUAUUAGUUCCCUAAAUUCACAAAUUCUCCCUUUAGGCAGGUAUUAAACACAGAUACAACCACGCAGAAUUUUUGGUGUUCGAAUUAUUCCUACUACCACAAGAGAAAAGUUACAGAAAACUACUUAAGAAACACUUACCGUAUACAUAUAACAAAUGGAAAUGGAGAAAAAUCUAACAAAACUGCAACAAAAGUUGACUAUUGAAAAGUGCAAAGAUUUUAACGUAAUUGUUAAACCAUACAGCGAAAUAAAUAAUAAUAAACUUCUCUGCUGUACUUGUUUGAGAAAAUUCAUAGAAAUUUUAAAGCACAUUAAUUGUUAAAUCGAACCUUAACUCGAAGUAGCCAUUUACGAAUAACCGAAGCCAUUUUGAAAUGAUUUGCCUGCGUAGCUACAGUGCGAUACGGUACAGCAAGUCCGGAUAUCCAGAGACACACAGAACACUGCCAAUAUUAUGGUUUAGUUUCGCAAAGACUCGAAAGGUUAAUUCAACGAACUGUUCAUGUUUGGCUUUCGCUUUUCUUCCGCGCAUUGCACAGAGGAUUCUGCAUUUUUCAUUUGGACUUUUUUUUUGACGCAUCUGACUAUGAAUAAAUUUUGCAUUUAUAUAUGUAUAGGUCGAACAGCCAACGGAAACGAAAGAAAUCCAAAAAAUCACAAACCACACACUGAACAAUGCAAACAUUUUAAAUUGAAGACAUUCAGAUAAACAGCAAACAAAAAGAACCGACGACGGGAUGUUUUAUAUUUAUAACAGCAGAAUAACACACAGAAUAAAAACCAAUUAGUAGAAUGGCAAGUGAAUUAUAUACUCAUUUACAAAUAUUUGUUAUAUAUUUUGUAAUGUAAGUUAGAAGCAUAUACUAUCUAUUGAAUAAUGCACAGACACAUACAUAUAUAAUGCGAAAUACAUUUACACCAGAGGAACACACACACACACACCGACAGACUGACAGAAAGACAGACACUUACAUGCGAUCCAAGAAUCAUACUAUUUGAUAACUAUGUAUUUAUAAUGUAUGCAUUUUUUACCAACCCAAAAACGAGCGCAAACAAAAUCCGAAACUCCCCUAUUAAACAAAAAUCCCAUUAAGUCUAAUAAAAUGAGAACACA